Setaria italica (foxtail millet) is the source of this 1669-nucleotide messenger RNA. Its product is annotated as protein IQ-DOMAIN 1. The coding region runs from base 212 to 1474 and encodes 420 amino acids. The record is from RefSeq and is a predicted model, not a curated record. The transcript has 4 exons. Lineage: Eukaryota; Viridiplantae; Streptophyta; Magnoliopsida; Poales; Poaceae. Gene Ontology annotation, molecular function: protein binding.
AAAAGGACAACGGCUACCUCCUCCACUACCCCCCACUACUUCACUGAUUGCUUCUCCUUCCAUUUUGUCGCGUCCCGUCUCGCCUCGGCUUCUCCUCCUCCUCCCUUUCCCCUCCGGCCCUCCCACCGCCCCCCACACAACACAGCGGAAGCUUCUGUGGAGCAGAGGAACAAGGGGGGGUUUGCAUUGCAUCUUGCAUCUCGCGGCGUCAAUGGGGGCGUCGGGGAAGUGGAUCAAGUCGCUGGUGGCCCUGAAGGCGCCGGAGAAGGCGGCGGGGCACAAGGGCGGGCGCAAGUGGACCCGGCUGUGGCGGAGCUCGUCGUCCGCCGCGUCCAGGGGUGCCAGCGCCGGCGAGGGCGGCGCGCUGGCGUCCGAGGCUUCUUCGGCGUCGGCCGACUCGUUCAGCUCGGUGCUCGCGGCCGUGGUCCGCGCGCCGCCCAGGGACUUCCGCCUCAUCAGGCAGGAGUGGGCCGCCGUCCGCAUCCAGACCGCCUUCCGCGCAUUCUUGGCGAGGCGGGCGUUGAAGGCGCUGAGGGGCAUCGUGCGGCUGCAGGCGCUGGUGCGCGGCCGGCUCGUGCGGAAGCAACUGGCCGUCACUCUCAAGUGCAUGCACGCGCUGCUGCGGGUGCAGGAACGCGCCAGGGAGCAGCGGGCGCGCUCCUCUGCUGACGGCCACGGUUCCCAGGACGCGCUCAAAGGCCGUGCAACUUCUACCAAGGACGCAGAGGAACAGUGGUGUGACCGUCAAGGUUCUGUUGACGAAGUAAAAUCAAAAUUACACAUGAAGCACGAAGGUGCAGCAAAAAGAGAGAGGGCAAUUGCCUAUGCCCAUUUUCAUCAGCAUCGAAAUUCAAAAAGCAGCGGAAGACCAAGCUCUCCUGCAAGAUUUAUUAGAAGCCACGAGUCUAAUAGGUGCAAUCACAACUUGAAUUACUUAGAAGGAUGGAUGGCAACAAAACCAUGGGAGACCAGGCUUGUGGAGCAAAAUGAUACUGACUCACAGUUUGCGAAGAACUGUGAGGAUCUGAAUUUGGCUGUCUCCAAUGCUAGCUCAGUCAAAAUCAGAAGGAACAAUGUCACAACCAGGGUAGCAGCCAAGCCUCCUUCAGUGUUGUCAGCUUCUUCCUCUGACUUGGUAUGCGAGGAGAGCUCUCCAUCGACAUCCUCGGUGACUCCAGUGUCUGCUACCACCACCAUCUUAGCAUCAGAGGCAAGAUCAGACAGUGGCCAUAUCGGAGGACCAAACUACAUGAGCUUGACCAAGUCUGCCAAAGCAAGGCUACAUGGCUGCAGCAGCCACAGAGGGUCGUUCCAGCGGCAACGAUCUGGGGACAUGUCAAGGGUGGCCCUCUCUUCAAUAGACACCCAAAGCAACGCUGGCUCAGAUAUUUCAGUGACCUCGAAGAGGUUGAACAACAUGUCAUUGAAAGGCCGGAGCAUGACGAGAAGCAUGGACAAGGAAAAUGACUAUUGAUCCUGGCUCCAUAAUCAAUGGACAAACAAAGCUUAACUUGGUUUAGCGUCAGCUGUACACAUCCAACCGAUGUUCAAUUCCUAAUUUACCGAUAAAUUAUGUACUUAGAAUUCAAAAUGGAGACAUGUGAAAGCUUAAGCCGUUAUAUAUCUGCACCUGCUGCCUUCUGUGAAAAAAAAAACGUUUACUUUCUAA